Geodia barretti is the source of this 1635-nucleotide messenger RNA. NCBI's taxonomy places the organism in Eukaryota, Metazoa, Porifera, Demospongiae, Tetractinellida, Geodiidae. The record is from the annotation of a GenBank genome assembly.
AUGACUGGCAAUGCCACGAUAAUAGAGCUGCCGCAGGUUGGCGAGUCUGUCACCGAGGGCACUAUCGUCCAAUGGCUAAAGGGCGUGGGCGACCGUGUGGACAGGUACGACCCGCUCGUUGAGGUGCUCACUGACAAGGUGAGCAUGGAAGUGCCCUCGCCCGUCGCAGGUAUCAUAAUCGAGCUUCUGGCUGAAGAGGGGCAGACGCUCCCAAUGGGCGCACCUAUCGCCUCGAUACAGACGGAAGACGCCGUAGAAUCUCCACCCCCGAUCAACACUACACCUGCUGCUCCCGCCGAGGAACUGCAAAGCAUCGACCGCACCGGCGUAUUGCUGAAGGAUGUGGCACCCGUCGGCCCGACAGGCAGCGGGAAUGUGAGCGGAAAUGUGAUUGUCCCCGCCGCGCAGGAUGCGACAGCGUCAGAACAAGCGGGUCGCGGCCGACAACGCAGACGUUACUCGCCCGCGGUGCAGCGACUCGCUGACGAACACGGCAUCGACCUCUCGCAAGUACAGGGCACUGGAAUCAGCGGGCGUAUCACGCGCAAGGAUGUGCUUGCAUACACCGAAGCUCGGGCACAGUCCACAGUCCUUGAAGCGCCUGCCGCCUCUGUGUCUACGGUUUCGGCUGUAUCGGUUACCGCAGACGAAGAGCGCCUGCCGCUGUCUCCCGUGCGCCGGCUGAUCGCUGCAAACAUGAAGCGCAGCGCAUCCGAAAUCCCCGCAGCUGAGUCGCUGCGAGAAAAUCCCCUGCUCAAUUCGUCCUGGGCAGAUGACGCCAUUAUCCUGAAGAAGCGCAUCAAUGUAGGCAUAGCGGUUGCCGCUCCUGACGGGCUCGUCGUGCCCGUGCUGCGCGAUGCCGACACGCUCAGCGUCGCGGGCAUCGCGGUGCGCGCCUCCGACCUGACUGCCCGCGCUCGGCAGGGCAAGCUUGCCAUCGAAGAUCCCAUCAUCAACCAUCCGCAGGCGGCAAUCCUCACGACGGAGGCAGUCGUGAAGCGCCCCGUCGUCAUCGGCGACGCCAUCGGCAUCCGUUCCCUGAUGAACAUCUGCCUCACAUUCGACCACCGCAUCAUGGACGGCGCGGAAGCCUCCGCAUUCUCCAAUGCUGUCAAGCGCCGCCUUGAGGCAAUCUGCGAUGACACAGACAGGGGCGGCGAGACGACAUACCACGGCCCCGGUCAGCUUGUCGGCUACCCCAUCGUCAACUUGCGCCGUUGGGGUGGCGGCGUUCGCAAGUAUGUAGAGACGCUGGAACAGGUUCUAAUCGGCACGCUUUCUGAAUUCGGUAUCACCGCGCACAGCGAAGGCAAGCCCACAGGCGUCUGGGUCGAAGACGCGAAGAUUGCAGCCAUCGGCGUGCGCGUGAGCCGCAGCGUCACGAUGCACGGCUUCGCGCUCAAUGUCUGCCCCGACCUCUCGUUCUUCGACCACAUCGUGCCCUGCGGCAUGCCCGGCGCGCGCGUAACCUCUAUGGCGCAAGAACUCGGUCAGGAGAUCGCAGUGUCAGACGUGAUACCCGCCAUCUCACAGGCAUUCGGCGGCGAGUUCGGAAUCGACGUUGAGUGGAGCAAUCUUGACGCCCUCGAUAGCACAGUUGUCGCGCCUUCGCGUCUGAUUGCGCCGCAAGUAUGA